Lagenorhynchus albirostris (white-beaked dolphin) is the source of this 2105-nucleotide messenger RNA. RefSeq names its product cyclin dependent kinase 10 (gene CDK10). Bases 632 to 1510 code for a protein of 292 amino acids. NCBI's taxonomy places the organism in Eukaryota, Metazoa, Chordata, Mammalia, Artiodactyla, Delphinidae. Gene Ontology annotation, cellular component: nucleus. Gene Ontology annotation, biological process: regulation of mitotic cell cycle; protein phosphorylation. The record is from RefSeq and is a predicted model, not a curated record. The transcript is spliced from 13 exons. Gene Ontology annotation, molecular function: ATP binding; cyclin-dependent protein serine/threonine kinase activity.
CUGAGUCUCAGAGGUGAUGGCAAAGGGCUGCAGGUGCCCCUUCAGUAAACAAGGCUCUCCCCAGCUUCUCCAAAGCCGCAGGCAGCUUGGCAGAGGGCAAGAGUGACUCUGGGGUCAUCGGUGAAGAGAUGACCCUGUCGGAGCUGUCUGGCUGUGCAGAGUGAUGAACUGGUAGCAGGCAGCAUCUCUUGCUGACUCUGGAUGCGCAUUAGAACCCUUCCUGUUCGCUUCUGAAGGAGCGUGGUGUAAGCACUCAGCAGUUACAGUGGAGGAGGUGUCCCCCACCCUUGAACAAAAGGUCGGACUCUGAGGAUGAAACCUUAAGGUGGUUAGGUCCCAGAACAGGGAAGUGCACAGUCACCUUGGAGGGUCCAAGGGCUCCUAGCUUGAGUAUUAGGGAUGCAAGGUAUUAUAGGAUCCAGAAGAAGAAUGUGGAUGCAGGAGUGGUGGCAGCCAUGGCACUUAGAACUGUGGAAGUGGCUUUGUCAGAGUGCCCUGGGAGAAGCUGGGACGGUGCCGGAGCGUGAAGGAGUUUGAGAAGCUGAACCGCAUUGGGGAAGGCACCUACGGCAUUGUGUACAGGGCCCGGGAUACCCAAACGGAUGAGAUUGUUGCCCUGAAGAAAGUGCGGAUGGACAAGGAGAAGGAUGGGGUCCCCAUCAGCAGCCUUCGAGAGAUCACGCUUCUCCUUCGCCUCCGCCAUCCGAACAUCGUGGAGCUGAAGGAGGUGGUUGUGGGGAACCACCUGGAGAGCAUCUUCCUGGUGAUGGGUUACUGUGAGCAGGACCUGGCCAGCCUUCUGGAGAACAUGCCGACACCCUUCUCUGAGGCGCAGGUCAAGUGCAUCGUGCUGCAGGUGCUCCGGGGCCUCCAGUACUUGCACCGGAACUUCAUCAUCCACAGGGAUCUGAAGGUCUCCAACUUGCUCAUGACGGAUAAGGGCUGCGUGAAGACAGCGGAUUUCGGCCUGGCCCGGGCCUAUGGCAUCCCGCUGAAGCCAAUGACCCCCAAGGUGGUCACCCUCUGGUACCGAGCCCCUGAACUGCUGCUGGGGACCACCACGCAGACCACCAGCAUCGACAUGUGGGCCGUGGGCUGCAUCCUGGCCGAGCUGCUGGCCCAUAAGCCCCUUCUGCCCGGCGCUUCCGAGAUCCACCAGGUGGACCUGAUCGUACAGCUGCUGGGGACACCCAGUGAGAACAUCUGGCCGGGCUUCUCCCAGCUGCCGCUGGUGAGCCAGUACAGUCUGAGGAAGCAGCCCUACAACAACCUGAAGCACAGGUUCCCGUGGCUCUCGGAGGCCGGCCUGCGCCUGCUGAACCUUCUCUUCAUGUACGACCCCAAGAAAAGGGCGACGGCCGGCGACUGCCUGGAGAGCUCCUACUUCAAGGAGAAGCCCCUGCCCUGCGAGCCGGAGCUCAUGCCCACUUUCCCCCACCACCGCAACAAGCGUGCUGCCCCGGCCACAUCCUCAGGCGCUGAGAGCCAGAGCCGGCGCUGCAAGCCCUGAGGGCGGGGGCCCCUGCGGCCCGGCCUGUCCCUCGGCCAGGACCGACCAGCUGCUCCAGCUGACUGCACCGCUUCCUGCACCUCUGCCCACCGCUGCCCCAGAACAGCAGCGUGUGGACAUGGGGGAUGCCGGUGGGUGCGUCCUGCAGGCCCAGACACCCUGCCGGGCGCCACCUGGUGGCUCUGUCAUCUCAUGGCUCUGCCAUCUGGUGGCUGGGCUGGGUCCACCUGUUGCCAAGCCCUCAGACCCUCACUUCCCAGGAGGAAAUUUGGCUGGGCCCAUCUCAGGAGGUGUCUCUGGCUUGGGACGAGCAGACCCCACGUGGUCACUUUUGUCCCCACUUGAUCCCCAAGGUCGGCCUAGGAAGGGAGAGGCUACAGUGACCCCCCCCUGCUGGGGCUGCAGGACUCAGAGUGGGAAGGAGGGGUGGGGUGUGGGGUGCCGCCAGCUUGGUGGACUAGAGUCUGGGCAGCUCUGAGCCCACCAGAGGGACAGCCCCUGGAGUGGGGGCUGUGCCCUGUGCCCACUCCCCACUGAGGCUCCUGGGGAGGGACAUGGUUGGGCCUCGGAGAGAUAAACGCUUUCCUCACAGACA